AUGUCGGAGGCAGACGGGCCCACGAAAAAAAACCCAUACCUACAUCCCUUCACCAGACCCGAUGCGGAUGUUGUUCUGCGCUCAUCGGAUGGUGUCGACUUCCGCGUUCAUAAAAUGAUUCUUUCUGUUGCAUCGCCAGUAUUCGACAGCAUGUUCUCGCUUCCGCAGCCACCUGCGUCUGGUGGCGAUCACGACCUCCCUAUAGUCCCAGUCAGCGAGGAAAACAUCGUGCUCGACUUCUUGCUCCGUAUCUGCUACCCCAUGCCUAAUAUCUCCUUCGAGGAUGUCAAACACGCAAUAGCCGUCCUGGAAGCUGCUGUGAAGUAUAAAAUGGACGACAUCGUCAUCUUCCUGAGUAACACACUCAUCGAUGGUCCGUUCAUGAAUGAGCACGCGAUCACGAUAUACGGCGCUGCGCAUCGUCUGGACCUGGAAAGAGCGAAGAUUAUAGCUUCACGGAGCACACUGAAAAAAGAAUCCUCUUUCGAAACAACAAUCUCUUCCGAUGCACUUUACGAACUGAUGAAUUAUCGGUCCCGAUGCAUCGCCGCUGCGGUUGAGUUUGUCUGGCGUCCGGAUGACUGGGAAGUUCUCGCUGAAUCGGAAUGCAUCGCAAACAUCGAUGGCGAAUAUUGCAUCGAGUUCUCCUGCCGGUCUUGUGCGGCACAGAGCCGCGCAAAUUAUGAACUACCAAGAGAUUACGGCAAAUAUAUUACUAUCGUUUGCGAAAGCUUCCAAAAGGAAUUGGUGGGGCUGUUGGUCAUGCGUCCCUGCAGAGAGGCAGUCGAGAUGAGCACUUAUUUAACAAAGCACAUUCAGGACAAGAUGGUCGAUUACCGUCAGGAGAGCUGUGCACGCUGUCUCCUGAAUGGGCUGGAGUCAAUCAAGUACCUGCUUGAACGGCUCGGGCAUGAACUGGAAGGUGUCAUAGAAUCGGUCCCUUUCGUUCCCAGCAAGCCUGCCGGGUCAGAUGAUGGCUUAUCCGACGAUGAGUCCGAUAUGGAAUGA
Laetiporus sulphureus 93-53 is the source of this 1008-nucleotide messenger RNA. RefSeq lists its product as uncharacterized. Gene Ontology annotation, molecular function: protein binding. The transcript has 2 exons. Bases 1 to 1008 code for a protein of 335 amino acids. NCBI's taxonomy places the organism in Eukaryota, Fungi, Basidiomycota, Agaricomycetes, Polyporales, Laetiporaceae. The record is from RefSeq and is a predicted model, not a curated record.